AUGGCUGCGCCAACCAACAACAAGCCGUCGUCGGCUUCCCAGACCCCGCCUAACAAUGCCUCUUCUAGGCUAGAGAGAACUCAUCCUGGCAUUCGUCGUUCGACCCCUGAUUCCGAAGCUCUAGCUUCUUCCGACGAUGAUGUCGAGCAUUCCCUACCUGCACCUUCUACAAACAUGCCUGUACAGAAGCCUGCACGCCGGACCUCUUGGCUCAACGAGAUCCCUACUGCCAUGCCUCGAAAGGGCUCAAUUACUGGGGCCCCUUUGUCCUCGGGAGCUUCCAACCCUACCAGUCCUGCUACUGACCAAUCCGCAUGGCAAACCAGCACUAGCCCCGGAUUGAACAGCUCCAUUACUUGGAAUAACGUUGGCAAUACUUCAUUUCCGUGGGGUACCGGAAUCUGGAAUACCGAUUCUCGCAAAGAACCCCCGCCUCGUCUUUCCGAGAUUGUUCCGUCCCCCACAAUGUCUAAUCCGUCGACUUCGAGCAACUAUUUGGCCGAAGAGCUCCUUAGUCCAACCACUAGGACUUCUGGUGACUCCUCUAUCCCGUUCUCUAUUCCGCUUCACCCGACACCCAAAACCUACCGCUCACAGUCGUACUCUGUGGGUCAGCUAGAUCCUGAGUAUCUAGGUUUGAAUGCUGGCAGUAAGCCAGCGAAUGCAUACGCUGGUGCUCGUCCUAGAAAUGGAGCGCAGUUUUCUGCACUGCAGCAUCGUUCUUCGCGUCCAAGUUUGCUUGGAGAGCUUGGUCACGACCCCGCUACCCUGGGCCGUGUACGUGAAGAUGAGGAUGAUGGCGCUGAGAGCCCUGGUGGAUCAGACGGUAGCUACGGCAAUUAUAACGCCAACCAAGCUCGUACAAUUGAGCAACUCUCGCGAGAGAAUGCUCUCCUACGCCAGGCAGCCGGACAAAUGGACACUCCUCCAUACAGGGAUCGCGCCAUGUCAACUGCAUCGGCAACUAGCGGAUAUGCAGUUGGCGGUGGUAUUCGUAACUCGCAUCGCAUUCGUAGCAGCGUGCCGGAGGAAGCGGACCUUGCUGUAGAGGAUCUCGAUGAGGUGGGUAACAUUCCCGGCUACCAUGAUAUGUAUAGCAACACCAGAAGGAGAUUCUCCGAACAUUCGGCCAAUUUGGAGAAACAAUUCUCUGGGUUCUCGCCUGCGGAGAACCGUGCUCUGGGCGAUCUGAGGAAGGCACACUGGCAGACUUCUCUUGGGUUUGGUAGCCUCGCAGAUAUUCCCCAGAGUCGGCGUCACUCGUUCGCCGAGAUACCGAUUCGCCACCCAUCUAUCUCUGGAGACUCCCAGGUAACGAACACCGCUCGAGUUGGAUUAGGCGAGAAGGAUGAGAACUAUGCCAAUAUCAACGACGGUUCUAUUCCGAAUGCUCCAGGCCAAAAUCGUGAGUACCAGCGCCUUGCUAUGCUUUCUCGCCCCGAGGAGGAACAAAUGGAAACGGAAUAUUUACGAGCUCGUCGCUUUGCAGAAUCUUAUUUUGCUCGCGAUCAAUCUAUUCGCAACACCGUCGAUUCCCAAUCCCCAAUCACAACUUCUUUCCACCAAGGCUACAACCCAUAUGGUCGCCACCAACCUGCCCUCCCGCAUCAGAACCAGCUACUUUACAUUGUGACCUUCAAGUGCCACCGCGCGGACGUUUUCUACAUUCAAGAGGAUACCGGCCUUCAAGUGAAUCCUGGAGAUCUGGUCAUUGUAGAGGCAGACCGCGGUACUGACCUUGGAACUAUUCAGCACGCCAACAUUUCACUGCAGAAAGCACGAGAGUUGAAACAGAAAUAUGCUGAAGAGCAUUACAAAUGGUUGAUGAUGUUUUCUAGGCAAGGCCAAAGCGGUGCCGCAAGUGCAGCUGGCGCGCAGGGAAAUGCGUCGAGCUUGGGUGGCCGGAGCGCCAUUGGUGGCAUGGGACCUCACGGCGCACACGGAGUACAGGAACCUGCUGGUGAAAUCAAACCGAAGCUGAUCAAGCGACUUGCGCAAAACCAUGAGAUCCUGACCCUGCGCGACAAAGAGGGAAAUGAAGCGAAAGCCAAGCGUGUCUGCCAACAGAAGGUUGCAGAACACCGACUGAACAUGGAGAUUCUUGACGCCGAAUUUCAAAUGGACUGGAAGAAGCUUACAUUUUACUACUUUGCCGACUCGUACAUCAAUUUCAACGCCCUUGUUACCGACCUUUUCAAGAUCUACAAAACUAGAAUUUGGAUGUCCGCCAUUAAUCCGGCGUCAUUUGUCACACCUCCAACUGCUGGCAUUCAGAGCCCCAAUCCUCUCGGAUACGGUCAGGAUGCUCAAGGUGACCGUCCCCACCAGCGUGACGCUAGAGCAUUUGGCAAUUCCCGCGACGGUAUAGAUGCUGGACGGGAUGGUGUUGCCAACCAGAUGGGCCUGCUACGCAGUGGAUAUGGAGACUCCUAUCAGCAAUUCGGCCAUUCCCCUCGUCAGCCCGAAGCUGGCCUGGGUGGACUGGGCUCCGUUGAUCCUUUCACCUCCUACCCGGCCGGUGGGUACGGUGCACUGGAGCCAGGAUAUACCGAUUAUACCGGGACCUCUGGCGUUAACAAUGGGGCUUCUCCGUCCCACACACAACCUCCUCAAGAGAUCUCUCUCUCGAACUUUUCCAGCUGUGACAACCGACGACGACAAGCCGACGACCUCCACGCCGACAAGAUGGGUGCCCUCAAGUACGUUGAAGAGAUUCAAAAGAAGAAGCAGUCCGAUGUGAUUCGCUUCCUUCUGCGCGUCCGCUGCUGGGAGCUCCGUCAGUUGAACGCUAUCCACCGUGCUUCCCGUCCUUCUCGUCCCGACAAGGCUCGUCGUCUCGGCUACAAGGCUAAGCAGGGAUAUGUUAUCUACCGUAUCCGUGUGAGACGUGGUGGCCGCAAGCGCCCCGCCCCCAAGGGUGCCACCUACGGUAAGCCCACCAACAUGGGUAUCAACCAGCUUAAGUACCAGCGUGCUCUCGCUGCUACUGCUGAGGAGCGUGUCGGUCGCCGUUGCGCCAACUUGCGUGUCCUGAACUCGUACUGGAUCAACCAGGACUCCACCUACAAGUACUUCGAGGUUAUCCUCGUUGACCCCCAGCACAAGGCUAUCCGCCGUGAUGCCCGCAUCAACUGGAUCGCCAACCCUGUUCACAAGCACCGUGAAGCCCGUGGUCUCACCGCUACCGGCAAGAAGUCCCGUGGUAUCAACAAGGGCCACCGCUACAACAACACCUCGUCCGGUCGCCGCCACACCUGGAAGCGCCAGAACACCCAGAGCUACUGGAGAUACCGUUAA
Messenger RNA from Aspergillus versicolor CBS 583.65, 3297 nucleotides. RefSeq lists its product as uncharacterized. Gene Ontology annotation, molecular function: structural constituent of ribosome. NCBI's taxonomy places the organism in Eukaryota, Fungi, Ascomycota, Eurotiomycetes, Eurotiales, Aspergillaceae. Gene Ontology annotation, biological process: translation. Gene Ontology annotation, cellular component: ribosome; cytoplasm. The record is from RefSeq and is a predicted model, not a curated record. Bases 1 to 3297 code for a protein of 1098 amino acids. The transcript has 7 exons.